ACUAUCCAAGAUGACUGUCACUUACUCCAGUAGAGUAGCAAAUGCGACCUUUUUUGGAUUUCAUAGGUUACUUCUCAAGUGGAGAGGCAGCAUCUACAAACUCCUAUACAGGGAAUUUAUUGUUUUUGCUGUUCUUUACACAGCAAUAAGUUUGGUGUACAGAUUGUUACUUACAGGAGCCCAAAAACGUUACUUUGAAAAAUUAUCAAUUUACUGUGACAGAUAUGCUGAACAAAUUCCAGUAACCUUUGUGCUUGGGUUUUAUGUUACUCUAGUAGUGAACCGAUGGUGGAACCAGUUUGUGAAUCUGCCCUGGCCUGACAGGCUGAUGUUCCUCAUCUCCAGCAGUGUCCACGGAAGUGACCAGCAUGGACGCCUUCUCAGAAGGACACUGAUGCGUUAUGUAAAUCUCACAUCCCUGCUCAUCUUCCGCUCUGUGAGCACAGCUGUAUACAAAAGGUUUCCAACAAUGGACCACGUAGUUGAAGCAGGUUUUAUGACAGCAGAUGAAAGGAAAAUAUUUGACCACCUCAAAUCUCCUCAUCUGAAAUACUGGGUUCCAUUCAUCUGGUUUGGUAAUCUUGCAACUAAAGCCCGAGAUGAAGGUAGAAUCAGAGACAGUGUUGAUCUUCAAUCAUUGAUGACUGAAAUGAAUCGAUACCGCUCUUGGUGCAGCCUCUUAUUCGGUUAUGACUGGGUUGGGAUUCCACUGGUUUACACCCAGGUUGUCACUCUUGCUGUCUACACCUUCUUCUUUGCAUGCCUGAUUGGACGCCAGUUUUUGGAUCCCACCAAAGGCUACGCGGGGCAUGACUUAGAUCUUUACAUUCCAAUCUUUACUCUCCUACAAUUCUUCUUCUAUGCAGGAUGGCUCAAGGUGGCUGAGCAGCUUAUCAACCCUUUUGGAGAAGAUGAUGAUGAUUUUGAAACUAACUGGUGCAUUGAUAGAAAUUUGCAGGUCUCUCUUUUAGCUGUGGAUGAAAUGCAUAUGAGCUUACCCAAGAUGAAGAAGGACAUUUACUGGGACGAUUCUGCUGCUCGACCACCAUACACACUGGCAGCAGCUGAUUACUGCAUACCCUCAUUUCUAGGGUCAACAAUCCAAAUGGGGCACUCUGAGUCUGACUUCCCUGGCGAGGAGUGGCUGUGGGACUAUGAGAAGCACGGCCAACGGCAUUCGGUGAUCAGGAGAGUCAAGCGGUUCCUGAGUACCCACGAGCACCCCGCCAGCCCCAAGAGGAGGAGCUUUGGGAGGCAGGCCAGCGACAGCUCCAUGUUAUUCCCGCUCAGCCCAGCUCGCGACCUGCUGGACGUGCCCUCAAGAAACCCCCAUAGGGCUUCGCCGACUCGGAAACAGUCCCACUCCCUCGAGAGCAGUCCCAAGGUGCACUCCAGCAUGGGAGAGCUGUCCACAAUCAGGGAGACCAGCCGGACCAGCACUCUGCAGAGCCUGACCCCGCAGUCCAGUGUGCGGGCCUCCCCCACCAAAAUGCCACAGGUCCCCGAGGUACUGGUCACCGAUGCUGAAGCUCCAGAGCCCUCUUACGAGGGCCACCACCAUGACUCCGCUACCUCCAUCUUGAGCUUAGAGUUCACCGGGGUUCAACCCAGCAGGACUGGGCAGCAGGAGGACCCAGCGGGACUCCUGGCCCCCUCCGAAAAGGGGACACCUCCUCUGGGGCCUAGUCCUCAGACUGGUCCAGACAGCGACGAGAGACACCUUUUUCUGUUCGAGGAAGACCCAAUUGAGGAUAGGUUCCCCAAAAGGUGGAGUCUCCCAGAGUUCCGCGAGCCUAACCACACCUCCCUGGCAAACCUAGGUCCAGAUCCCCUGAGCCCCGUGCCCGCCCUGUUGAUCGACACGGAAACGUCCUCGGAGACCAGUGGAACCAACUAUGGGGUCGGCUCUGGAGUCUCUCCUGAUAUGCUGUACUUAAUGGAAAACCUGGACACCCAGGAAACCGAUAUCCUAGAAUUUAACAACGAGCAAACGGAGGGAAUGCCACAAAGUUCUAGAACCUAG
This is a messenger RNA of Marmota flaviventris (yellow-bellied marmot), 2023 nucleotides long. It is a transcript of the gene Best3, whose product is annotated as bestrophin 3. The record is from RefSeq and is a predicted model, not a curated record. NCBI's taxonomy places the organism in Eukaryota, Metazoa, Chordata, Mammalia, Rodentia, Sciuridae. Gene Ontology annotation, molecular function: chloride channel activity.